AUGUCGCUAUGGCCCCUUGGAGAGACGUUAAGUCAUUCUGGAGUAGAUUCGAUACUUGACGAGUACUAUCUGAUAUUUCGUAGUGUGAAGUGCAAUACGGCGUCCCCGAUUGAUGAUUGCAAGAGUAAGCCCCUCACGGAGCCUGAGUCGGAGUUUGGUGCCGAACCUCGAGAUAGAAGUGACCUUAAUCAGUCAUUCAUCGAUAGGAUCCUGUUGGAAACAGCUUUGCUGGAUGAACUGGAUGAAGGGGCCAAUGACAGACUUGUGGACUUUAUUUGCCUGGGAUACUUCUUUGACGACCGGGCCCAGCAGGUCAACCAUAUGAACUAUUUGGUGGACAUGCUAAUGGCCUACUUGAAGGACAUAGACCGCACUGGUUAUAGAACGUCAUUCCUUUUGGAAAGCUCCUUUCAUCAAACGGGAGAAUAUAAUGAUCAGGAUGAUGAAGAUCCAAUGCUAUACGUUAACAUCAUUUCUAGCAUUUUUUGCUCGAAGAGUAAACUCAUAACGGAGUCUCUGGCGCAAAGUUUACCAUUUUUGUCAUCCUUGUUGGAGAUUUUGCAGUUUAAAAAUAUCAGGACAGAAAAUUGCCCCAUCUUAGCCGUUUUUUUGAAGAUCAAUGAAAGCCUUCUAUUUGAACAAACAUCUAAAUAUUUGAAUUUUUUCAAAUCGCAAAUGGACAUUGUGGACAACUUCUUGAACCAUAUCGAAGUUUCGCCCUUGAUUGAAUUUCUCAUCAAGGUAGUGCUAACUGAUCAAACUGAGUCGCCCACUGGAAUUAUUGAAUUCUUGCAUGAGCAAAACCUGAUACCCAAAUGUUUGAAUUUUUUGGACAAUAGCAUGUAUUCACCUGGUAUUCAAAAUAGUAGUGGGGAGCUUCUGAAAGCUUUGAUCAGCAUUUCUACCAAUUUUAAGCUGGAUACGUUAUGGAUUGGGCCUAAUCUGCUGAUAAGACAGCUUGCCUCUCCACAAUACGUCGACCAACUCAUUGAUAUUGUGUUACUCCAAAGGGGGCAUGCAAUGGGCGUUGCCGUAUCUAUUAUAAUUGAAUUGAUCAGGAAAAAUAACUCCGACUACGACGCGAUAGAUCUGUUGGAUACUACUAUAGUAAACAAUCCACCGUCACAGAGGGACCCAAUUUACUUGGGCCAUUUGUUGUAUAGGCUCACAAUGCAUAUGGAGGAUUUUUAUGCACUCUUGAUUAUACUGGAUAAUAAUGAUGAUGAUGAUGAUGAUGGUGAUGAUGAUGAUGAUGAUGAUGAUGAUGAUGAUAACACUAACAUAAAAGGUCCCGCAUCUGGUAACCACCAUCUCUUGGAAAACCAGUUGCAUGAAUCAUUUAAGCCAUUAGGUUUAGAGAGGGUCAAGAUUACAGAAUUAAUAUCUGAAAUGUUGCACUGUUCAAAUAUGGGGUUGAUGAAUUCAAAAAGAGCUGAAAAAAUAGCAUGUGCUCGUGAUAAAUGCAGGGAAGCUCUCGGCCAUGACUUAUUGGAGGAAGCUAUGGACAAUUUAAGCAUCAAUGGAAAAAUCCUUUCUUCCACAACACUAAAUGAUGAAUGUAGUAAUGAUAGCAACGACAGAAAUGACAAUCGAAUAAAAAAGCGAAAAUCAAAAAAAAGGUUUAAUGAUAAUGAAUUGUAUUCUACUUUUGACACAUUUGAUGACGACAGCAAUGAUGAUAUGAGUUUUGAGAUUCCUUACGUCAGUGAAGCGCAAAAUUUGAAACUGCGUAAAAAUCCCACAAUUGGGGAUUUGUUCAAAAUUAAACUUCAUGACCUUGGGUUUCUGCCCAAAUUUUUACUAUUAUUUUUAAGAUAUCCCUGGAAUAACUUCUGGCAUAACAUCGUAUUUGAUAUCAUUCAACAGAUCUUUAAUGGCCGGAUGGAUUUUUCUUAUACUUCGUUUUUAGUUUAUUCAUUGUUUGAUUUCAAUAAAUCUAGGAGAUUUAUCCCGAAGAACUUCAACGGCAAUAAUCAAAAGUGCCCUGCUACAAAUUUUCACAUUAUCUCUGAUUUCAUUUUACAAGGUCACAAGGACUCGUUUGAUUUUUACGAAAGAGAGGAAACGAACCUGGGGUAUAUGGGCCAAUUAGUAUUAAUUGCAGAAGAGGUUGCCAAGUAUUCGAAAAUGUAUAGGACGGAUUUAAUUGCCCCAGAUAUAUGUGCAUUCCUACAAGAUGAAGUUUGGAUGUCGUACUCAAAUGAAAUCUUGAAUGAAACAAGAACAAUGUGUUCAAUAAUUCUUGGAGGGGGCCAGUUCAUGGCUGAAGACAAUAAGAAUAAUAAUCUGGAGCUUUCGGAAGGACCUGAUAUGAAUCAAGAAACUUCUGCUUCGAGCACCAUGGUUGAGAAUGAAACUGCUCAUGACGAAAAUGGUCUAUUACGAGAUAAAGUUGUUGAGCUCAUAGAGGAAUUGGGUCACUUGACCGAAUCCGAUAUUCAUGAUAAGAUCAAAGACGUUAUUGUUGACCAUCAAUCCGAGCUAGUCAACUAG
Saccharomyces kudriavzevii IFO 1802 is the source of this 2493-nucleotide messenger RNA. RefSeq names its product Sap4p (gene SAP4). The record is from RefSeq and is a predicted model, not a curated record. Bases 1 to 2493 code for a protein of 830 amino acids. The transcript has a single exon. Gene Ontology annotation, molecular function: protein phosphatase regulator activity; protein phosphatase binding. Gene Ontology annotation, cellular component: cytosol; nucleus. NCBI's taxonomy places the organism in Eukaryota, Fungi, Ascomycota, Saccharomycetes, Saccharomycetales, Saccharomycetaceae.